Molecule: messenger RNA, 2629 nt
Organism: Drosophila rhopaloa
Lineage: Eukaryota; Metazoa; Arthropoda; Insecta; Diptera; Drosophilidae
Product: organic cation transporter protein
Exons: 4
Coding region: 495-1988 (497 amino acids)
Biological process (GO): transmembrane transport
Cellular component (GO): membrane
Molecular function (GO): transmembrane transporter activity
Source: RefSeq, a predicted model, not a curated record
GCCAGCUAGAUCCCAGUAAACGGGCCGGGUCCCCGGGCGCACCUUCCUCCAAUUAACCAGGCAGCCGACUUCAUUUACCUACUUAAAGAGUAAAAGUUUAGCCCCAGUCGCUUGGCCUUUUGGCUGACAAACUGCAGCGGCAAUGGAGGCCGUACUCCUAUUUCCAAAUGCCAUUUUGCCGGUGGAUCCGUUGGCCGUGGUGCUAAUGCCCCCGACUUCUAGUUCCCCUCGGCUAAGCCGCCCCUCGACUUGUCACGCUGCCACCGACUCCGAAGUCGAAUCACUGAGGCUCUCUCUCUGGGAAAACCGGUUAACUGGUGGCCGGUUGGCUGGCAAAUGAAAUCUCUAUCUGCCCGGGUUCCAUAAUUUCACGCCAGUCUGCACUGAGCCGCACCGCUCGAUAUGUCCAAUUUGUGCUGGAGCCCGGCAAAUAUUUGAGAAAGUCCACCCACAACGAAAACCAGUCAGCUUGUUUUUAGAGCCUGAAAAACACCAUGGCCGACAGACAAGAAAAACCGCUCAGGCCCGUAACGAAGACGGAAGAUCCGAUUAUAUCGCAGAUCGGCGACUUCCGGCGCUACCAGUUGUUCUUCUUCUUUCUGAUCCUAUUGUGCAAGUUCGGCACCGGCUGGCACACACUUGGCCACAUCUUCCUGGCCGCCCCCACGCCCCAAUCCUGCACCACGCCCAAUGUCACGGAUCCGUGUAGUCACGAUUGCUGGGACACCGAGUUCGACACCAGCGUCUUCAAAUCCACCAUCAUAACCGAAUGGGAUCUCACGUGCGACAGGAAACAGCUGGCCAGCUUGUCCCAGUCCAUUGUAAUGCUGGGUGUCCUGUGUGGCAGCUUGAUUUCUGGCAUGCUUGCCGAUCGAGUUGGAAGACGUCCUGCUUUCCUGACCUCCUGCUUCAUGCAACUGAUCACUGGUCUGAUCGUUUGCGUGUCGCCCUACUUCUGGUUCUACUGCUUCUUCCGGUUUCUGGUGGCUGUGGCCACGGCGGGAACGAUGACCACCAGCUUCGUCUUGCUUAUGGAGAUCGUGGGUCCGAAGAAGCGCGAAAUGGUGGCCAUUUUCUACCAGCUACCCUUCAACAUCGGCCACGCCUCCCUGGCCGUGUUCGCCUACUUUAUCCGGGAAUGGCGCUGGUUCCAGUUCAGCAUCACGAUCUUCUCGGCCGUGUUCGUGAUCUACAUCUGCCUGGUGCCGGAAUCGCCGCGCUGGCUCUUCACCACCGGCAGGGUGGACAAGUCGAUCAAGAUUCUGGAGAAGAUCGCCAAGUGCAACAGGGCGCCGACGGAGACAGUGCGUCCGGAGAUCGAGGCGGCCUACGCGGCACUGGCCGCCCGUCAGCCGCUGAAGAAGGGCACCAUGCUGGACCUCUUCCGGACGCCCUUCCUCCGGGUGAAGACCAUCUGCAUGGCCAACAACUGGCUGGUGGUCUGCAUGGUCUACUACGGCACCGCCCAGUACGUCUCCAAGCUGGGCGGCAACAUCUUCGUGAGCAACCUGAUCGCCGCCGGAGUGGGUGUCCCGGGCACCUGCCUCUGCGUCCUCAUGACCAAGUUCCUGGGCCGCAAGAAGACGCUCCUGAUCUCGAACGGACUGAGUGCCGUGGGCCUGAUCCUCCUGGCCGCCCUCUCCGCCCAAGGUGACUUGGUUAAAGUGGCCUGCGCCACCAUCGGACUCUUCGGGGCCUCGGUGACCUUCCCCAAUGUCUAUCUGUACGGCGGAGAGCUCUUCCCCACGGUGGUGCGCUCCAACGGAGUGGGUCUCUGCUCGAUGAUCGGACGGAUAGGCUCCAUUCUGGCCCCGCUGAUCUGCGAUCUGGAUUCCUUUGGCCUCUGGAUAGCGCCCCUCAUCUUCGGACUGUUCUCCAUUCUGGCCAUGAUCGGCACCAUCUUCAUUCCGGAGACAAGGGGAGCUCCUCUACCGGAAACCCUCGAGGAUGGAGAGACUUUCGGUCGCAGUAAGAAGGCGCUAAACUAGACCAUUUCGCGCUGUGUAACAAAUCGGUAAGGCGAGAAUUCAUAAUUUUCGAGCCCAGCCAAACCAUUAAUGCCUGGGCUCCAAAAUUUAUUAAAUUUCGACCUUAGUUGCGAUUUAUGCGAUGCGAUAUGUCAGUCAGCGCGCGAAUUGCCGUUCGUGCCGCAAACAAGAGGCGAAAAAAAUUGAAAAAUCUAGCGAAUGCAAAAGGUAAUUACCGCGGAGUAACUUCCACUUCGUGAUUAUUAAAACUGGGUUAGCAGUCUGAAUCCAGCCUUAAUGUCGAGGUGCAAAGCAGCCAAAUAGUUAACUGGCAGUGUUCAGCAAGCCCGCCAAGCGACUGGGAAUGCAAACUUCGCAUGUGAACCCAAUCGAUAGCAAAAUAGCAUGGAAAUUACACAGUCGAAACCAAGGAGGAUGUGGGAACUAUUUCUUAAGCCAAACUACAUCUCUCAAGUCAUCUCCAGCCAUAACCGAAGCUCUUAAACUGGAAUAUCCCUCAUCAGUCUCUUUAAGUCUAGAUCAUUAAGUUCGGUAGUACAAUUAAUUGUUUUGUAGCAUUGACUUAUAUCGCAAAAUCAUUUUUCCAAUAUGUAAGUAAUUUAAGAACAAAUAAAUGGCAUUUUAGCAUUUCAUUUAAUAAA